Molecule: messenger RNA, 886 nt
Organism: Serinus canaria (Common canary)
Lineage: Eukaryota; Metazoa; Chordata; Aves; Passeriformes; Fringillidae
Product: C2 calcium-dependent domain-containing protein 4B-like
Exons: 2
Coding region: 31-657 (208 amino acids)
Source: RefSeq, a predicted model, not a curated record
AGCGCUGCCCGGCCAGCCCCCGGGGCCACCAUGGCCCUCUGUCCCCCCGCGCUGCAGGGCUGCGGCUCCAGCGACAUCUUCUUCCACGUGGUGACACCCGAGCGCAUCCCGCAGUUUGUCAUCCCGCCCCUGGACAGCCACAAGAAGCAGCGAUGCCCAGACCCCACCGCUUGGGCAGCUCUGUCCCUGCCGCACCUCCCCAAGGUCACCACCCCGUACGGCUUUGUCACCCUGGCGCGGAGCCCGCAGGUCACCAGGGAAGAGGCGUUCUUUCACUCGGGCUCAGGCCACCCUCGGGGUCCCUGCUGCAGACAUCCCGGGAUUCCUGCUGCUGAGGGACACUCCGGGAUGGGAGGACGCCAGAGGCACCACAAGCAGCCAGGUCCCCGUGCCGGCGGUCACAAGGACGGUGGAAGCAGCCCGACCCCAGCAGGGCCUCCCCUGCCCAGAUGUGCCGGAGACAUCCGAGUAACAGAGGUUCUGGAAAGCCAAGAGGCAGGGAAGAGGGACAGGAGGCUCCUGGGCACGGACUGUCCAGGGAGCCGCUCCCCGGAGCUCCCCGUGGCGACAGCCAGGAAGAACUUGUUCCAGAGGAUCCUCGGGAGGCACCUUGGCCACCCGCGGCAGCUCAAGCCUGGGCAUUUCACUCUCCACUGAUCCUGCAAAGCAGCUCCCAGGAGCUGAGGUUCCCUGCAGACCUGGGAAAGAGACACUUCUGUCAAUGCCUCAGAGUGCUGAGAGCAUCAGGGUGUCACCUUCCUCGAGGGGACCGCCUUGAGGUGACAUUGCCACAGGGCACAGCUGGGAGGGACACAGCAGUGCUGAGGAGCAGAGGGGCUGUGGGUUUGUCACUGUUCAGAGCCUCAAUAAAAGUGCAAACAUUUCA